Molecule: messenger RNA, 1026 nt
Organism: Arachis duranensis
Lineage: Eukaryota; Viridiplantae; Streptophyta; Magnoliopsida; Fabales; Fabaceae
Exons: 1
Coding region: 1-1026 (341 amino acids)
Source: RefSeq, a predicted model, not a curated record
AUGGCUAGUGCGGAGAGUUUCCUAGUGCUGGUACAUUACAGAGGGUCGAUUAAGAGAAAAACUCGGUCCGGCGUGAAGUUCACUGAUAAGGAUCCCCUAUGUAUUAUCGUGACGCCAACAACCACCUACGAUGCUCUUGUUAGCUCUGUGCUGGAGAAGCUUGGUCUCGAAGGAGUUAAAAGGGUCAAGAAGUUUUUCUACCGCAUUCCAACAGCGGUGCUCCAUGACACCGUGAAGUUCGAUUGUUCCACAAUCGGUAGUGACGAGGACUUGCAGGUUAUGUUUCUUUGUCGUAGGCAGUUUCCCGAGGUAAGGACACCAGAGUUGUUGGCAAAGUUGGUUGAUGUGGUAUCUAGCUCGGGUGGUUCGAACCGGAAUGCCAAUACUAUAGCCGCGGUUGCCGGCUCGAGCUCGAGACCGGCUGUUGCUUCAUCCUCUGCUCCUGUGUAUGAGCCACCGAUGCAGCCUGUUGCGUCCCCUUCGUUUGCUGUUGAUCUGAGCGGCAAUGUUGGAGACGAGGUUCGGUAUGGGGAACAUAUUCCCACCGAGGUACAUUGUCCCACACCGGCUGGCUUUGGUGAUGGUUUGUUUGAUGAUCCAGAUGACGAUGACGUGGAGCCGGAAAUGAUCGCUGAUGAAAGCGGCGAUGAUGUUGGAACUACUGUUCCGAUAAGGGCUACAGGUGGAUCUAGUUCCGGCACACAGCAGUAUCCACCCCAUUUUUCCUUGUUGGACCUGGAUGCCAUGUGGCAGGACGAAAAUGCUCUGCAGCCCUCAGGAUUUGGCGCUAGAGAUACCGAGGGGUCUGCCGGUAUGAACGAGUUCCAGGUUGGCCAACAAUUUCAGGAUAAAGAUGAGGCGCUGUUGAGUGUGAAGACGUACAGUAUCCGCCGAAGGGUCCAGUACAAGGUCGUUGAGUCUGACUACCGCAGGUAUGUGGGAAAGUGUUCUGAGUUUGGGAAUGGGUGCACAUGGCUGAUUCGGUUGAGUUUCCGACAGCGGAAGGGUAUUUGGGAAGUGAAGUGA